CGCACGGUGCGCGCCCCGGCGGCGGCGGGGUGCAGGUGGGCUGAGGCCCGCGCGUCGUCGCGGACGCCCUCUUCGGAGGUGGGAGGGGCAGAGGGAGGAGGCGCGGGCCCGGCGGAAGCCAUGUUUGUGGCGCGCAGCAUCGCGGCGGACCAUAAGGAUCUCAUCCAUGAUGUCUCUUUCGACUUUCACGGGCGACGGAUGGCUACCUGCUCCAGUGACCAGAGUGUUAAGGUCUGGGAUAAAAGUGAAAAUGGGGAUUGGCAUUGUACUGCUAGUUGGAAGACACAUAGUGGAUCUGUGUGGCGUGUGACCUGGGCCCAUCCAGAAUUUGGACAGGUUUUGGCUUCUUGUUCUUUUGACCGAACAGCUGCUGUGUGGGAAGAAAUAGUAGGAGAAUCAAAUGAUAAGCUGCGAGGACAGAGUCACUGGGUUAAGAGGACAACUCUGGUGGAUAGCAGAACAUCCGUUACCGAUGUGAAAUUUGCCCCUAAGCAUAUGGGUCUUAUGUUAGCAACCUGUUCAGCAGAUGGUAUAGUAAGAAUAUAUGAGGCACCAGAUGUUAUGAAUCUCAGCCAGUGGUCUCUGCAGCAUGAGAUUUCAUGUAAGCUAAGCUGUAGUUGUAUUUCGUGGAACCCUUCGAGCUCUCGUGCUCAUUCCCCCAUGAUCGCUGUAGGAAGUGAUGACAGUAGUCCAAAUGCAAUGGCCAAGGUUCAGAUUUUCGAAUAUAAUGAAAAUACCAGGAAAUACGCAAAAGCUGAAACCCUCAUGACAGUCACAGAUCCUGUCCACGAUAUUGCCUUUGCUCCAAACUUGGGAAGGUCUUUCCAUAUCCUAGCCAUAGCAACCAAAGAUGUGAGAAUUUUUACAUUAAAGCCUGUGAGGAAAGAACUUACCUCCUCUGGUGGACCAACAAAAUUUGAAAUCCAUAUAGUGGCUCAGUUUGAUAAUCAUAAUUCCCAGGUCUGGCGAGUGAGUUGGAAUAUAACAGGGACAGUGUUAGCAUCUUCAGGAGAUGAUGGCUGUGUAAGAUUGUGGAAAGCUAAUUAUAUGGACAAUUGGAAGUGUACUGGUAUUUUGAAAGGUAAUGGGAGCCCUGUCAAUGGGAAUUCUCAGCAGGGAAACUCAAAUCCUUCCCUAGGUUCAAAUAUCCCAAAUCUUCAAAAUUCAUUAAAUGGAUCUUCUUCUGGCAGGUAUUUCUUUCCCCCUCUGGACCCCCCACGGGCUGGAUCGAGAUGGUCCAGUUAUGCCCAGCUCCUUCCUCCUCCUCCUCCUCCUCUGGUAGAGCACUCUUGCGAUGCUGACACUGCCAACCUCCAGUAUCCUCACCCUCGCAGACGGUCUCUCUCUCGGCCUCUUAACCCCUUACCUGAGAACGAAGGGGUUUAAAACACUGGUGUAACACUUAAAGGCCUUUUUCAAGUGCUUGUAAAUGCUUUCAUUCCUGGCUGCUUCUUGUUUUUCUUCAUUUUCUUUCAGAAGAUUUUUCUAAGUUAGGGUCCGUCUUGCAUGUAUUACAACCAGAACACAGUGUUUGGGACCUAAAUGUGUUUGUGCUUCUACAUCAAAGGCAUUGGCCUCACUGGUUGAUAACCUUUGAUGAAAUGCCCUGAGUACAAGUAACAUGAACUGUGAGAGUUACAGUAGCUGAUUUCACUUUUAAAGUGCCUAUUCUAUUUAGUUUUAUCUUGAACUGCUAUGGUAUUAAUUAUCUUAUGGUUUGUCAUUCUGGUUAAUAUGAAAGCAUAUCAUAAAGUUCACUUUGCCUUUGAGACAUAUUAAGAAAUGUUUUAAAUUUUACAGGCUAAUGUUGGAUCUGACUAGUUUGUAAAAAUAAAUCAUUCCUGUGUAUAAAGCAGCAAAACAGAAUAAUGGACUCUGGUUUGUUUGUUUGUUUGUUUGUUUUUGAAAGGAAAUUGCCAUUUACUACUUGGACUUGCUGUUUAAAGCUUUUGUAAUUAUUCUCCAAGUAGAUUAUUUAAUAAAAUAUAUUUUAAACGAUA
This is a messenger RNA of Suricata suricatta (meerkat), 2000 nucleotides long. It is a transcript of the gene SEH1L, whose product is annotated as SEH1 like nucleoporin. Bases 121 to 1386 code for a protein of 421 amino acids. Gene Ontology annotation, cellular component: nuclear pore outer ring; Seh1-associated complex. The transcript has 9 exons. The record is from RefSeq and is a predicted model, not a curated record. Gene Ontology annotation, biological process: cellular response to amino acid starvation; positive regulation of TORC1 signaling. Gene Ontology annotation, molecular function: structural molecule activity; protein binding. NCBI's taxonomy places the organism in Eukaryota, Metazoa, Chordata, Mammalia, Carnivora, Herpestidae.